Messenger RNA from Malassezia japonica, 789 nucleotides. RefSeq lists its product as uncharacterized. Gene Ontology annotation, cellular component: nucleus. Gene Ontology annotation, molecular function: metallopeptidase activity. The record is from RefSeq and is a predicted model, not a curated record. NCBI's taxonomy places the organism in Eukaryota, Fungi, Basidiomycota, Malasseziomycetes, Malasseziales, Malasseziaceae. Bases 1 to 789 code for a protein of 262 amino acids. The transcript is spliced from 5 exons. Gene Ontology annotation, biological process: DNA repair.
AUGCCCUUGCGUGGCCGCGGCCGGUUCCCUGGCGCGCGGACCGAGGAGCAAAGCGGGGCGAUCAAGAAGUAUGUGGCGCUGCAGCGCCCUGGCUCGGAGCGCGCGAUUGCGAUGCUCAAGGAUGUCGGUGCGGCGGUCAAGGACCUGAUGCAGCGGCAUGGGUGGCAACUGCCUGUGCUCGCCGAGAUGUACCCCCGCAGCGCGAACCUGCUGGGCCUGAAUAUCAAUCGCGGCGCAAAGAUCUGUCUGAGGCUACGGCAUGCAGGCCGCUCCGACGCGUUCCUCGAACGCAACGAAGUGAUUGGAACCAUGCUCCAUGAGCUUGCCCACAAUGUAUGCGGGCCGCACAAUACCCAGUUUUAUACCACGCUUGCGCAGCUCACCGAAGAAUACGAUACCGCCCAGCGCCUGGGCUACUGGCCCGGCGCUGGGUUCCUCACGCCCGGCGUGCGCCUCGGCGGCCGCGACGCGCCCCUCUCGCCAGACGCACGCCGCGCGCGUGCCGCGGAGCAGGCGCUGCAGCGGCAGCGCACGCAGCAAGGCACGUUCCGCCUCGGCGGCGCGGCGCCGGGCCAGCGCUCGCUGCGCGAGUUGGCAGCCGAGGCGGCGCUACGUCGUAUUCGCGAUGCAAAGACGUGUGCCUCGGCGUCGCAGGCCGAGAUCGACGCGGUGCGCGCCGAGACCGACGCCGCCGAAGACGGCGCGAUCGUCGUGUACGACAGCGACGAGGACGCGUCGCCCGAUCCACGCGCACCAUCGGGCACCCGCGACGACCCCAUCGUCCUGUGA